CCACGCCCGUGCCGGCUGCUCCCGGAUUGUCGGAGCCGCGGUCACGGGCGCGCGCGCCGGAUGCUCUUCGGUUAAAAUGGCCGGAGAGGGAGCUCGCUGCUCCUCCCCCAUUGGCCGGGCCGCCCUGCAGGCAGAUUGAGCCAGGUCUUCCGACAUUUAGGCCCCGGCGCCGGCCCGGUCCUUCCCCGCCCUAACCCGCUCACCUGGCUCCCUGGCAAAGGCAUGAAGCCUGGUCCUCGCGCCGGGGCCGCCCGCAGCUGACAUCUGCUCCCGGGCCGGGCCGUGAACGAGCAGCGAGUGAGUGUGCGUGUGUGCGCGCGUGUCUCGCUGUCGCGGCCGGCGGGGGGAGGGCUCUCGCCUCUCCCUGCUCCUUCCCCCCUCUCCGCCCGGCUCCUUCCUCGGGGCCUUCUAUAUGGGCCACCUCCUCUCGAAGGUGCCGCGUAACCGUCACAGCCAGAGGGGACCCCGGUGCUGCUGCUGCUGGUGCCGCCGCCGGCGCCACCGCCACCUCCUCCGGCUGCCCCGCUUGCCCCCGGCCAAGGCUCCCCCCCUGCCCUCGCCCUCGCCCUCGCCGCCGCCCCGGAGCUGGGACUGUUUGCUCCGCGGGCCCUGCAUGCUCUGCUUCAUCGUGCACAGCCCCAGCACGCCUGCCCCUGCCGCCGCCGCCGCCGCGGGCCUAGAGGAGGAGCCGCGGCUGUCGCGGGACCGGGACCCGGCCUACGCCGCCGCCGCCGCCACUUCGCAGCACCCGGCACACCGCAGGGUGGCCGAGGAUUGCGCCGCCGCCGCCCGCCACUUUCUGCUGUCGUCGGCCGCGGCCGCCGGCUCCUCGUCGGGGGUCUCCUGCUGUAAAGAGCUAGGCCUGGCCGCCGCCGCCGCGGCCGCCGCCUGGGAGCAGCGGGAGCAGCAGCAGGGCAGAAGCCUCUUCUUCCCCGGCGUGGGGCCCAUCCGCUUCCUGGGGCCGCCGCCGCCUCCUUUCCAACUCUUCCGGGGGCAGUCGGCGGCCGAGCCCCCCACCCUGCCCGAGAUGGUGUGUAAGCGGAAGGGGGCCGGGGUCCCCGCGUGCACCCCCUGUAAACAGCCCCGCUGUGGCGGCGGGGGGUGGGGGGGGGGAGGAGGCAAAGGAGGAGGAGGAGGCGGCGCGUCGCCGCCCCGGCCCCCCGAGGCCGGUGGCUGCCAGACCCCGGAGCAGCCCCCACCGCCGCAACUCUGCCCCCUGCCCACGGCCUCGGGGUCCUCGGACUGUGCGGGCUCCGCUCUGCGGAGGGACCCCGUGGGCGACAGCCUCGGCGGCCCGGGGGCUUCCCCGGCGUCCGCCCCGCCGCGGCCGGAGGGCGGCGACCCGGACUCUCUGGACCCCCAAGACAACCCCAACGACGGCUGCAGAGAGCCACCACCCGAGACUGCCGGCAUCAAUCAGCUGCCUCCCUCCAUCCUGCUCAAGAUAUUUUCUAAUUUGUCCCUGGAUGAACGUUGCCUUUCUGCAUCAUUAGUUUGCAAAUACUGGCGUGACCUCUGUCUAGACUUCCAGUUUUGGAAGCAGUUGGACCUUAGCAAUCGUCAGCAGGUCACUGAUGAACUAUUGGAAAAAAUUGCAUCAAGGAGUCAAAAUAUAACUGAAAUCAAUAUUUCUGAUUGUCGAAGUAUGUCUGAUACUGGAGUGUGUGUUCUAGCAUUUAAGUGUCCUGGACUACUUAGGUAUACAGCCUACAGGUGCAAACAACUUUCUGACACCUCUAUCAUUGCAGUUGCUUCUCAUUGUCCUUUACUUCAGAAAGUACAUGUAGGCAACCAGGACAAAUUAACUGAUGAAGGACUCAAGCAGCUGGGUUCAAAGUGCAAACAUCUGAAAGAUAUUCAUUUUGGCCAGUGUUACAAGAUCUCAGAUGAAGGAAUGAUUGUUAUAGCUAAGGGCUGUCUGAAGUUGCAGAAAAUAUACAUGCAGGAAAACAAAUUUGUGACAGAUCAGUCAGUAAAGGCAUUUGCUGAACACUGUCCUGAACUACAGUAUGUUGGUUUUAUGGGCUGUUCCGUUACUUCAAAAGGGGUUAUUCAUCUAACAAAGUUAAGAAACCUUUCCAGUUUGGAUUUACGUCACAUCACUGAACUGGAUAAUGAAACUGUGAUGGAAAUAGUCAAGAGGUGCAAAAAUCUUAGCUCCCUCAAUCUCUGCCUGAACUGGAUCAUUAAUGACAGGUGUGUGGAGGUCAUUGCAAAAGAAGGACAAAACCUGAAAGAAUUGUAUUUGGUGUCUUGUAAGAUCACUGACUAUGCACUGAUAGCCAUUGGACGAUACAGCAUGACAAUAGAGACUGUAGAUGUUGGAUGGUGUAAAGAAAUUACAGAUCAAGGAGCCACCCUGAUUGCACAGAGCAGCAAGUCUCUCAGAUAUUUAGGGCUGAUGCGAUGUGAUAAGGUGAAUGAAGUAACUGUGGAACAGCUUGUGCACCAGUAUCCACACAUAACUUUCAGUACUGUCCUGCAAGACUGCAAGAGGACCCUGGAACGUGCUUAUCAGAUGGGCUGGACACCCAAUAUGUCUAAUGCCUCUUAACACUCCCUUUAGUAUUUUAAGUCAACUCUCUGAUAUAUUCAGCAGGUGUAAUGGGAAUUACAGAUUUGGGGUAUAUGAUAUGAUCUCUUGGGAAUGUUUUAACUUCCAUCUUUCUUGGGUGUCUACAUGAGUAUGUAUGUGUGUGCAUGAGUGAGUGUGUAUUUUCCAUGUGGAUUCUAUAGAAAGUAAGAACAGAUGUUAGCUGUUACCAGAUGAGUCUCUUAUUUUUUAUUUUUCAAAAUUAAGGAUUUUUAAAACCAUGGAUAUUCUUAGGUUUGGGGCCCUUUUCUGGAAAAAAAAAAAAAAAAAAGAAAGAAAGAAAGAAAAUAGAAUGGCCAGAUUGGUUUUAUUAUUCUGAGUAUUAAAUUCCUACUAUCUUUAAAAUGUUCAGAUUUCCCAAAGGAGUGGCCACUUUCUUUAACUGAUGAAUAUAAUUGUUGACUUUAACAAGCCAUAGUAAAAUAGAAGUGAUCUUACACUGAUUAUGAACCCUAGAAACCAGUAUUUAAAAAAAAAAAAAAAAAAACCUUGUGCCAGAAUUUUUCUAUUGGCAGAUGUCAUUUGUUGGCAUUUGGGUACUGUUUCAGGCCACUAGGGAAUCAUUUAGUGCACCAUCAUAGUGUCCAACUAAGUGUAUCCAAGAGCAUCAUCUAAAUUACCACCGUCAAGUGACAUGGGCACUAGAGAGUAAAGUCCUUGUAAAAUUGUUAUAAGCAAAAAGCAAUCUAAAUUCUCUGGGCCAACUCGGCAAAUUAUUCAUUAUUCUACAAGUGGUUUGAGUUAUCUAGAGUACUAAAGCUUUUCAUAGGGUUUAAGUUAAUAUUUGUGUUAGCUGUGGUUUCACUGCAAGCACCAAUUUAAGAGCAGAUUGUAUUUUGACUAAAAUUGAGACUAAUCUCCAUAUUAUGUACAGUGAAGCCACCAUUUUAAUUAAGGAUGUGCUGUUAUGGCAGAAUCUAUAGAUCAUUUAAUUGUUUUCUUAAUUUUAAUAAUUAUGAAAAUCCUUUUCUAUGAUUUUAAUAGGAAUGUUAAUGAACGAUAACUAAUUAAUAUUUAAAUAGACAGUCUUGGUUGAUUUUUGUUUCUUUUUCUUUUGGAUUUAGAAAUGCUGAUAUGUAGGAAGGAUUUGUUUUUGCAUGUUCUUGUUUUUUGAGUGGUAGAUAUGUCACAGGUAAAGAAUGAAUGUUGGCUAACAAUUAGAAAAUUUAUUAAUUAUACUUCUGUUUACACUUUUGUUGUCAAUAUUAAUCAUUUAUUUGUUUUAAAAAAGAUGUCCAACUGUCAGUAAAAUGCUUAUCAGUAAAUGAAAAUGUUUUUAAAUUUCCAUGUCCCAUAUUUGAUAACAGUAACCCAAGUUCAGUCAAUUCUUUCCUGUGUUGACAUAUGUAACCAAGCAUAGGAUCUGCUUAACAUAAAGUAUACUAUCCUUCAGAGUAGAGCUAGAAACAGAACUCUGUUUCAUAAGUUUGCUAUUUAUUCUUCCAUGCUAUGGCCAUUAGCCACUAUUCUGUCUUUAACAGAUAUAUUAAAUGAGUUUUCCAUUUCCACAGGUACCUUAUUUUUUCCCAGAGUUGUAGAUGAUAGUAGCUUUGGGAAGUAAGCAUGGUGUUAAAUAUGUAUAUCAUUCAUUUAUUUAAAAUUACAUUUUUUAAACAACUGUCUCCUCUGAUUAUGUUAUCAUGUCAAUGUUGCCUGUUUUUAAAAAAUCCAAAUCAUAUUUAAAAAAAAAAUCUAGUCAGUAAGCAACAGAAGUGUUUUCCAUAACUAUGCAGGAGAUUGCUAACUUUCUCUGGAAGGACAUUAUUACUCUGGAAGAAAGGGGCUGUUUAUAAUCAACAAACUAUAUUUCUUACACCUUGUACUAUAUGAUUUUCAUACUCAUUUCCCAACUACUGAAGAAUACCUUAGUUGGCAAUAUUUUAACUGGUUUUUAAUCUAAAACUGAUUUAUAAGACAAUAUGUGUAGUCAUAGCUUGAAUGAAUAAGCAAAAAUUUAAUUUUCUAUAUAUGUCUGAAUAUAUUUUAAAUAGUUAAAAAUGACAAAAGAAGUGACAGCCAUCAAAAAUAGAAAUGUCAUGGCUUCCAGUGGAAGUUAUAACCUCCAGAGUGUUGCUGUUCAGUUACUGAGAUGUGUACUUGAGUUUUUCCCCCUUAAAUUUUGCAUUGUUUAAAACUAAAAUACAGUGCUCUAAAAUACUCAAACUUUACUAAAGGGGUUGCAUUUAUUCUUUGAGACACAGGCAAAUCUCAAUUUCGUACAUUCAGAGAAAGCUCACAUCUACCCCCAAAUUAUUCACUGCAGAGGACAACCAAAACCUCAUCUACUGCAAGGACUCCAGGCACUGUUGUUCAGUGUGUCCUUAUAAAUUAAGAUGCUUCAAAUGAGGUUUGCAACAGUUCUGGAAAAUGUAGCAUUUUUGCUUGGAAUGUCACAAAUAUAUGAAGACAAAUUGAACGCUGGGAUUUUUAUCUUCUACAAAGUGUCUACAGCCCUUUCAGAAUAAAGACAAUGAAUGAUAUUGCUGAAAUGGAGAAACUUGGUCCUUUGUCCUGAAUGCCCCUUUAUGAGUGCAACAAAAAAUUUCAGCCUUUGUAGGUUUCUAUUUUUCCGUGAAACUUUUGACCUUGCAAUGGGUUGAAAUAAAAAAGAAGUAAAACACA
This is a messenger RNA of Sarcophilus harrisii (Tasmanian devil), 5215 nucleotides long. It is a transcript of the gene FBXL17, whose product is annotated as F-box and leucine rich repeat protein 17. Gene Ontology annotation, biological process: SCF-dependent proteasomal ubiquitin-dependent protein catabolic process. NCBI's taxonomy places the organism in Eukaryota, Metazoa, Chordata, Mammalia, Dasyuromorphia, Dasyuridae. Gene Ontology annotation, molecular function: protein binding. Gene Ontology annotation, cellular component: SCF ubiquitin ligase complex. The record is from RefSeq and is a predicted model, not a curated record.